CGGGAGACUGCGCCGAAAAAGAUCUGUGAGUGCGGGGAGCGGGGGAAAUACGUGGUCGUGUUGUCAAAUAAUAAUCAGCCAUCAUGAUUGAUCGGCGUAGUGUUGUGGAGAACCUCCGCGCUUGCCUCCUUUCCAUAAAAGGAGGCAUAUCAGUGAAGGCUUUAGACCGAGACUACAGAACCUUAGUUGGACAUAGCAUUCCGUACAGAGAACUGGGUUAUUCAUCUUUGGAACAUUUUCUAAAGACUGUUGAAGAUAUGCGAAUUUUCACUGGUUCAAAUGGUGAAUUGAUGUUUGAUACCAUCCCUAAAGAAAACACUGCUCAUUUGGCUGCUUUGGUAGCUAAGCAGAAGUCUGCACCCAAAAAACUGAAAUUUCCAUUGAAGAAUGCUGCGCCAAGCAGAUCACGAAAUUUUCCGCCAGGAAACAAGUGGAAUUCCAAAAAACCUGAAUCGAAGCCUUCCUCUAGAAGACAGCCAAUUACUGUCACACUCAGUGGAAAAGGAGCUCAGUCAAAUAAUCAGUCAAACUCAGUGGUCCGAACGGUUCAGUCAUCUUGGACACCAGGCCGACCAGACAACUACGAAAAACCACCACGGUUUUCAAGAGGGGGUGCUAUACCUUCACCACAACCAACAGAUGCACACAUUCCAUCACUAUUUGAUAGAGCACCACCAUUGUACCCAGAAUCGCAUUACAGUUUGCCUACAACUGUUGAUCGUGUUCCAUAUCAGUCUGCUGCAGCACCUAUUGUUUAUGAAGAAUUUUAUAUGCCCCAACAACCUAUUCCACAGUUAUGUGAAAGCUUCAGCCAGUGUGAGGUGACACCUUCUGUGUCAACUCGUGUGCGACCUCCCAUUACACCCGUACGGCCUCCUGCUGCGCCUGUGCGACCGCCUCUUACACCUGCGAGACCUCUUGUUACACCUGCGACACCUCCUAUGACACAUCUUAAAGAAACAUUGCGGAAGGCUAGAAAUAAAGUGCAACCUUCUGUCAUUAUUGAGUCAUUCUUGCCUCGCAGAGGAAGUGGGUCUGAGAAGCUAUACACAGAUAAACUGCAUGAAUAUGCUGUGCAGCAUGGCCUGGGGGAACCAUCAUACAAAUUAGUACCUCGUAAACCGAAAGGAGAACCAUUUGUUUAUAGUUGUGUUGUAAAGGUUGGUGAUGAGAAUUUUAAUAAUUAUCCCGAUGAGAAAAGAACACCAGAGGAAGCAGCAGAGUCAGUUGCAAAAUUGGCUGUACUGGAAUUAACAAAACUGAAUAAAAGCCUUUCAGCUCAGAGCGGUACUACAACUGACAGAAAUGUAAUUAUAAGAAGAGUUAGCCAGAUAGUUAAAGAUUACGAGAGUGGACUGUUCAUUACACAAGUUCCUGUGGAGUAUACAAAAAGGCAUAGUGAAUCUCUUCCUGACAACUGGGAGAAAAUAAUUAGUAACUGCCCAACCAUAUCCAUGGAUACGAUAGCAGGAAAGACAAUUCUGUGGCCAGUACAGGCUUCACAAGAAACACAGCAACAGACGACAUUCCAAAGCCAGACUGGAAGUACUAAAGUGGAGAAACAAGCAGUGCCUCCCCUUAUUGAGUUUCCAGCAGACAAGAUUUGGGAUGUAUAUGUUACUAGUGCAGUAUCUACAGAUGAAGUGUGGGUUCGCCUCAUUGGUGAGAUGUUUAGUGAUCGCUUUGAAAAAAUGGCGAGUGAAAUGGAAGAGUUCUACAGCCAAAAGAAGAUGACUGCUCUGAAUCUGAGAGAUGGUUCAUUUUAUGCCAUAGAAUCUGAUGACUGCUGGCACCGUGUAGAACUUCUGGAAGUAAAUGGAGAUGAGGCAUCUGUGUAUUACAUUGAUCAUGGUGAUGAAGACACAGUACCAUGUGAUAAGCUUUGCGUGUUGGAUACUCAAUUUGCAGCUCUACCCCAACAGGCUAUUGUAUGUAGUCUAGCAGGCAUGGAGGAGUUUCGUGAUGAUGCAUAUGCAGUAAGUUUGUUGGAGAAGAUGGUAAUUGGUGGAACAUUUGUUGCUGAAGUAGAACCAAAUGCAGAAAAAGUUGCACUUGUGUUGUUUGACACAAGCACCGAUGAAGAUAUAAACAUGAAUCAGUUGUUAAGUAACAAGAUACGUCAACAUCAGUUCACUCCAGAACUGCCUCAGGUGGACACAGUGAAGGAUGUUUUCAUUAGUAGUAUAGCUCAUAAUGGAGAUGUCCAUAUACAGAUGAGUUUAAAACCUCUAGAUUAUAUAACUAGUCAAAUACAAUCAAUUUUAGAAGCAGCUGUGAAUGAGUAUCUGCCCAAAGCUUCAGAUGUCAGAAGAAAAGCGGAUGACCUAUAUUUAGCUCCUUAUGCUUCAGACAAUUCUAUGUACCGUGCAAAAAUUGUGGAGGAGUACCCUGCAACAAAUGAGGCAGACAUCAUAUUUGUUGAUUAUGGUAACAUAGAGCGGGCCCGUCUUGACAGUCUUAUACUUCUGGAAAAUGUAGAUGAUGAACUGAAGAGCAUUCCAUAUCAGGCAAUUAAGGUGAACAUGCACAAUUUACCAUCAUCAGUAUUCAAUGAAAAGGUUGCAAAUAGACUUCUGGAGCUGGUUCCGCAGACAGAUACUGUGCUCAUGAAAGUUAUAACACCAGGCACUGACACAGAAGCACCUACAGUGGAGCUCUUCAAACGGUUCACAGAUGAAAAACUAUUAGUGUCCAUCAACAACACACUAGCAUUGGAUCCAGACUUAAUAAGGUCAUCUGAAACAAGUUCUGGUACAGAUCUGCAACGUAAGAAACGUGCGGAACGUUCUCAGUCUGUACCAUCUGCAGGGAAAGGUCCAGAUGAACGUUACAGUGAAACUGGUGUUGUCUGCACUCCUGGAAUACCACCACCAUUAAUACCGAAAGUCAAUACUGUAUUUGAUAUUCAUGUAACAAUGGCUUCAAACCCCAGCAACUUUAUGGUACAAGCUUAUGAAAACCUUGCAGCACUUGAUGAAAUGAUGGACAAACUCCAAGAGAGGUACAAUGAAAUUGGUGGUAGCUCAGUUCCACAAAGUGUAGUUGAGGGAGAAUUUUAUGCAGUUCUUCAUUCUGACCAGCUCUGGUACAGAGGCAAAGUCAUAAGCGUUAUGAGUGAUUCAGUAAUUUCUGUGUACUUCUGCGACUAUGGUGAUGUCUCAGUCCUCUCCCGUGAAAAGUUCAGACUGCUGGCAGAUGAAUUUAAGACUCUGCCACAUCAAGCAAUAAAGGCAAAAUUAUGUGCUGUAAAACCAAUUCAUGGAGACUGGUCCGUGGAGGACUGUCUAUUGUUCCAGAGCUUGGUGGUGGAGAAGCAGUUUCCAUCUUUGGUUUUGGAUACAGGUCCAGAUAUUGUAAAUCCUCAUGAUACUGUUCUGGGAUUAAAGUUAAUAGAUACGUCAGGAGAAAAAGAUUUUUGCAUUGAUGAUUUGCUUGUAAAUCAGAACCGUGCAGUACUCGUUUCCAAGGAGCGGCUUUAAAUAUGCAUUCCAAUUUAUGUCUAUGUUGCUCAGAACUUGCAUUAGGAUGCAGUUAGUAUUUAUAUCAGUGGUUGACAAAUAAUACUUGCACUGCAGAUUUCGACUGAAAAUAAUGUUGCUCACAAAACUUCCAUUAUUUAUGUUUACUUGUUAUGGUAAAUAUGUAUUGUAAUGAAGUGUGUAGUUAUUUAUUAUUUCUGUAAUGAGAAUGUAAAACUUUAUUUCCUGUUUAACCUGUUUUCAGUAUAUGUUAUAUGGUUAUAACCAGUUUGUGUGGAAUAUAAUCUGACUUCGUGUUUCCAUUAUUACUGAAAUAUUGAAGGGAGAGGGGGUUUCAGAAAGAUCAAAGCAUUCUGUGUUUUGCUUGAAUCUUUAUUUCUUCAUUAAACGCUUUGUCAUAACUGAAUGUUGUCCUGUUUGCAAAUCUUUUCCUUGUUUGGAAAGUUAAUUGUUUCAAAAUGUUACAUUUAAAACAAGUUAAUAACUGGUCAAGUGUGAAAUAAGAAUGAAACCAGCUAAGUGUGGUUGUACAAGUGAACAGAGAAAAUUAUGAAUUAUUGCGAAACAGAGCACAUUCUUGAUUAAACAACAGAAAGGUAAAGUUAGGGAAAAGUAACAAAGUUAGAUAUGAGCCACCCAUAAUUUUAAUGCAGCCGACAUGUUAUAUUCCAUGUUGGGGGAAAAAUAGAAUUCAGUUUGUGCAAAGUAGAAAUUGAAAACUGCAAAUCCAGGGCAUUGAUCACUACCAAGGAUGACUGGAAGGCACCUUAACUGACAUUAUUUUCAUGUGUUUAUCAUUAUCACACACAACCUAUUUCAUAAAUACAUUUUUUAUUUAUUUAUUUAUUUAUUUUUUUUUUAAAAUUGCUGGAUUUCUGUCGUGUAUGAAACAACAAACCAAUAUUUGACAUUGAGUUGGCUGCCACAUAUCUCCUAGUUGUAGUAUCAGAUGUAAGACAUUAAAAUGCUCCUGCUAUACAUUAAAACUUUUAUCAAUUUGGGUCUUCCAUAUAAGUACCAAAUAGCAAAAUUUUAUUUAUGUGGAACUUUCUUCAGUUUGUGUGGGAGAAGCUAAUGGCAAACUGAAGCUUUUGACUGAGUCCAUAAGGUUUACUAGGAUUGUGUAAUUGGUAGUUCACUGCCCAUCAACAGUAAGUACGUUUAGGUCUGUUCCAGCAGACAGCAUACAUUUUUCCACUUGAAAUCCAUUGAGUUAGUACUCCUGUGUAGUUACAUCAUUAAAGUAUGUGCGUAUAUCAAAUCUUCAUUCCCCACCAUCCUUUUUUUAAAUUUUUUUUUUUUAAAUUCAUUCACAUGGAAUCCAUUAUACUGUGGAUCUGUCAGAACGGCUUGCUAAUUAGGAAUUUCUCUUUCCACCAGUAGCACACUGCUGUUGUCCUGCUUACUUUCAGGUUCUUAGUUGUUCUGUUUAUUUAAGGUUGUCUUCUAUUCAUUCACCCAAAGCUACUUGUGAAUGCUCUUGGGAAAUACUGUGGCAUGCAUUGCCUUUAUAGUAGCUAGAAAAUUUGUACUAAUUUUGUUUUUAGCUCAUGGAAAAAUAAUUAUUUUGUAAAUUCCAAUUUUAUUUUGUUUAUGUGGAUUGUGCAGGAAAACAUUACUGUUUCUUGAGAACCUGAUCGUGAUUUACAAUUAUUGUGAGUUAAAAACAUUUUAUAUUUCCUUAACUUUUUAUCUUUCAUUUGUGAAUUAUUUUUCUGCUGUGUUUUAUUCGAGUCAUAUGAGCUGUUAAACAAUUGUUUUCUGUCUCUAUGUAAAGAAAUGUGAUAUUUUGUAUUUACUUGUACCAAAGUAUUAGAUAUUCUUAAAAUGUAGGUUAAAAUGAGAUUUGACAUUUGCUGCAAUUUGUACUUUAUGUACCAAUGGACGUUCUGUGAAUGGAGAAUUCACGGAAGGAACAAAAAUAAACACACAAGAGAUACAAUAUGUAGUAAAAUUUCUGUAUGGUUUAGCUGUUACGUUGCCGGUUUUCUAUUAUUGUAAGAUUCCCUCAGAUAUAAACAAUAUUGUCAUUUACGUAGCUUUACUUAUUUGCAUUGCAUUUUCAAAGCAUUUUGACUGGCAGUGUAAUGUUGAUAUGUUGGUUGUAGGACAAAACUUGUAAGGCAAAUCUGUUACCAAGUCUUGCUUUUACAAUAUGGAAAAAUAAAAUGUGUAGUUGAGUAGUGGUUUGAAUAAUGUUGUAUAUUUCUGUACUAACACCAAUCAGAACAGAUGAUCAGUGAUGUGGAAGCUAAACUGGAGUCGAUCAGGUUUCAGCAAAUGUAACCCUCUUACAGAGAGAUUUUUUAAAACAUGGUUAAUACUAAUGAUCUUACAAUGAUGGGUUUAUACAGUUCUUUUGUAAGUGUAAGAUGUAGCUUUGAAUAAAUGAACAUCGAAGUAUGUAGACAGGGUUGAGGGAGAACAUUGCUUUUUAAUUAUGUCUUUAUUAAAAAAUGUUCUUUGUGGCGUGUACAUUGGUGUCCAUCUGUACAAUUUUUAGUCUUAUGGACAUCUUCAGUCUUCUGCCUGCGUGGUCUGUUCCUGUUAAACAAAUGCUUGCCAUUUUGUUUCAUAUAUUGCAUUUUUUACAAAAACUUCUACAUACAGUAUAUUUAUGUGUUCAUCAAAAGUAACAUAAUGAAUAUCAUAUUUCUUAUGUUGUUCAUGGACCUGUGCUAGUGAAUGUUUUGAAAUUUUUGUAUUCCACUAUACUAUUCAUUUUUGUUAAUUAGAGAUACUUAUCAUUGACUACCAUUGAUUGUUCCUAAGUGAAUGGGUUGUUCUGUUAAGCUUUAUAGUAUUAUUAUGUAUUGGAAAUGUAACUUUUAAGUUAUAUGUUAGCUGUUUGCCUUCAUAUCUUUUAGCAUAUGUUGGGUAACAUUUUUUUGUAGCUUUAAGAUACUAUUUUUAAAUAAAGUAUAUUGUUUACAUACAUAUUUUUACAUAUUUUAUUUCUGAAGCCAAUUGCUUCACAUGUAUCUUUGUUUUUAGUAUACAUUUAUCAUUGUGCCAUCUUUGGUGAAGUUCGAGGUGAACUUAAACGCGUGGUUUUACAGUUACUGCACAAAAUAAUAUAGUGUACCAUUCAUUUUUAUCUGACACUCCAGAAUCAAUUCAAGCUCAAGCAAUCAGUUUUUCUUGCUGUUGUCUGUUUAAUUAAAAAAUAAAUAAAUGAAUUUGGUUCCCAUAUAAAAUUUCAGGUGCAUUCAAGUUAUAACAUUUCCAUUUUUUUUCCCCUCAAAAUCUAAUCACACGAAAACUUGUCACUUCUUGACAUAAUCUCCCUGCAGCUAUACACAUUUUUCAUGUUGAUACCAUAACUCCAUGGCCAUUGCGAAUACUUCUUUAGGGGUCUGGGGUGACGACUGGAAAAUUGAGACCCUGUCUCAUCCAUUGUCACAAUCAAUAAAAAGAAAGUCCCAUUCAUGCUGCCCUAAAGCAUCAACAUUGCCUGCAACAUACCAUGUGCAUAAAAUUGUGAACAUCGAUCAGCAGUCAUGGCACCCACGUGGAGGACACUUUUUGCCAUUUUAAGUAUCAAAACAGUCCUCACUCUCGCCACUGCUGCUAGAGUUCUGUAUGUGUUAAAAACUGCCAUAUCUGUCCCACAUUCAUGAGUGCUUGCACUUUUAAAAACAAAUUGCAUCUUUCUAUCUUUUUCCAGCACUCAGGAAAAAUAAAAGUCAAGUGUUAAAACUUGAGUACAUUUCAUACUCAUUAAAAUUACAUAAUAGCCAUUUAUUGCAUUUCUCAACCCUUUUCUCCCUGCUCUGCCAACGCAUUUACACAUUCAUCUUAAAAAAUUUUAUUUGAAAACUGUGGUUCAACCUCAUGCAGCUGUUUAUCUCAUGGCACAUGGCAUAUUACGUUUCAAGACAUGUAUGUGUCGAUGUAUUCCCCACACUGAAUUCCACUUAAAAUGUAAUUUCUCUCAAGAAUGAGCAACACUGACUAAUUUGUAGAUAUCACUAUGUUGCAUUUUCUGACCCACCUAAAAUUUCUGUAAGAAUUACAAGGAAGAAGAGCCCAGACAGUGCCGCUGUUUAAAUAUUCCAAUUACUCAUAAAAACGUUUUUGUUUAAUUAGUCUUCAUUUGUAGACAAGAAAAUUUGCUGGGGCUAGGACUAUAGUUUUCUGUGUUCAAGUGUUAUCAGUGGUGAGUACAACGUAAUGCACACAUUGUGAAGAAUAAGGAUGGUAUGCAUUAGGGCUCCAGUAAAUGUUGAGGGGACAUACAGAGAAAUAAGCAGACAUUAGUCCUUAUUAGAGCUUCCAGAAUUUCUGUGGUGUGACCGCCAGACACCACACUUGCUAAGUGGUAGCGCCGGCCGAAGUGGCCGAGCGGUUAAAGGCGCUACAGUCUGGAACCGCACGACCGCUACGGUCGCAGGUUCGAAUCCUGC
Molecule: messenger RNA, 7885 nt
Organism: Schistocerca americana (American grasshopper)
Lineage: Eukaryota; Metazoa; Arthropoda; Insecta; Orthoptera; Acrididae
Product: tudor domain-containing protein 7A-like
Exons: 20
Coding region: 84-3479 (1131 amino acids)
Biological process (GO): spermatogenesis
Source: RefSeq, a predicted model, not a curated record